AUGUCUAAUCACAGAUAUGGACUUCAAUUUAACAUUACGAAUAGUAAUUUGCACCUUCUCUUGUGUAUUCUACUCGCUGGUGAUAUAGCAACUAAUCCUGGACCUGUCUGCAAUUCUUCAUCUCUCGGAUUAAAAGUUCUGUAUUUUAAUGCUAGAAGUCUAAAAGCACUUGUUCAUCCAACUGGGGACAACUCGGUAAAAAUUUGUAAAAUCUCGUUGCUGCAACAAUUGACAUAUAGCGGUAAUUACGACGUUGUAUGUGUAUGCGAGACUUGGUUAAACAAUUCAAUCUUAAGCAGUGAAAUCUUGCCUAAUUAUGGAUCUGUCUUUCGUUGUGACAGAGUUGGCAGAAUUGGUGGUGGUGUUCUUGUUGCUGUGAAGACUGGUAUACAAGUUACCCGUCGACAUGACCUGGAACCUGAAAACACCGAAAUUGUCGUUAUUGAAAUGUUGAAAUCAAACAGCAAACCAGUUGUACUUUAUACGUUCUACCGUCCUCCAAACUCUACGCCUGAUGUUCUUCAGUCAUUAAAUAACUCCCUUCAAAGAAAUUCGGAAUCCAGCCGUGUUGUAGUGAUAGGAGACUUUAAUCUACCAUCUGUUAAAUGGUCCUCUGAUCAACAUACCCCCAUUAACAUCGGAAGUUCUCCUGAGAAUGAAGCUUUCUGCGAAAUAGUCGAAGACAACUUCCUACAACAAUUCAUACUUAGCCCUACACACAUCGCUGGCAAUAUACUCGACCUGCUGUUAUGUAACACUCCCAACAUUAUUGGUGACGUUUCCCUAUCCCAUCCUGAGUCUUGUGGUUUUCCUACAGAUCAUUACAUCGUAGAACUUGAAAUUCAUCUUAAGUUCAAAAGAGCCACGCCAGUUAAGCGCCAGGUUUUCGAUUACAAAAACGGAAACUUCGAUGGUCUGCGUAAUUUUCUUACACAAUUUCCUAUAAGUAUUGUUCCAACAAAUAAUAUUGAUGACUGCUGGCAACAAUGGAAAUAUGCUUUCCUGACUGCAGUGAAGAGGUAUGUGCCAAUGAAAACGGUCAAAGACACCAACACUCCCCCAUGGGUCGAUAAAGAAGUACGCAAUUUAAUCAGCAGAAAAUACAAAGCACUGAAAAAAUACCGUAUGAACAAAACAAUUACUCGAAAGAGUAAACUACGAGCUCUUACUCAACGAAUAAAGUACUUAAUCAGAUGCAAACACCGAGAAUACCUUUCUAAAAUAGAAAAUUCCUUUGGUGACAACCCUAAACUGUUCUGGUCCUACCACAAAGCCAUCCUACAUCACAGGAAACGUCAAAAUAAUGAGAUUACCUACAAUGGUGUCACAGCUAAAACUGCCAAGGAAAAGGCGACACUUUUCAACUCUUACUUUUCUUCGGUAUUCCAUCCACCCUCAACCCGUUCAGCCCCUAGUGAUUACCCAGACUCUUUGGAAUCAGAGGGACAAAUUUCCGAGAUAACGCUCGAUGUUGAUGAAGUUUCACAAUGUUUGAGCUACCUUGAUACUUCGAAAGCAACCGGCCCCGAUGGUAUUCCAUCUCGACUUUUGCAAGCAUGUAGUCUCGAAAUCGCACCAAGCAUCUGUGAACUGUUCAACCAUUCUCUGCAUAGUGGUCGUAUUCCAUCUGAGUGGAAAUCCGCUAAUGUCACUCCCGUUCAUAAAAAGGAACGUAUUGAACCAGCCGAGAAUUACAGACCGAUUUCGUUGCUGCCCAUCCUUGGAAAAGUUUUGGAACGUUGUGUGUGCCUCCGAUUUUAUGACCAUAUUAGUCACCUGAUCACGGAAUCACAACAUGGCUUUCUAAGACAACGAUCAUGCGUCACACAGCUCUUAUCUGUUCUACAUGCCAUUGGACAAUCCCUCGACAAAAAUAUCCAAACCGACAUUGUCUACUUAGAUUUCGCCAAAGCUUUCGACUCUGUCGACCACCAAAUCCUACUGCAGAAGCUAAAAUCUUACGGUGUGAGAGGUCAGUUGUAUAAAUGGUUUGCUGAUUACCUCAAUGGUCGUUGUCAGAGAGUGGUUAUUGAUGGAGCUGCUUCGCAUUGGGCACCCGUAACAUCUGGUGUGCCGCAAGGAAGCAUCCUUGGACCUGUUCUCUUUGUGCUCUUUAUUAAUGACCUUCCCGACAUCUUACCCUACGAGAAAAUGGCAGCCCUGUAUGCAGACGACACCAAAGUGUACAAUUCGAUUAGAUCGAUAGCUGAUUGUGAAAAAGUACAACAAGCACUAACCAAUCUUAAGUGCUGGAGCCGUGACAACAAUCUUGGUUUCAACUCAUCCAAGUGUAAGGUGUUGACAAUCACAAGAAAAAAGUCUCCGUUGACGUAUGCCUACCAAAUGAACUCGAAAGCUGUAUCACGUGUAGAGAAAGAGAAAGAUCUUGCUGUUUGCGUUAAUAACAACCUUUCAUGGAAUGACCAUAUUUUCACCAUCACCGCAAAAGGGAACAAGAUGCUUGGACUUCUGAAAAGAACCUGUCCUCUCUUGACUAACACAACUGUGAGGCGGACGCUGUACUUGACGCUUGUUAGGUCUCAGCUGAGCUAUGCUACUGAGGUCUGGUCUCCACAUACCACCAAACUAAUAUCUAAGGUGGAAAGUGUCCAGAGAAUAGCUACUGGUUGGAUACUGAAAUCGAAGCGAGGAGAGAUUAGCUAUAAACAGCGAUUAACAACCCUCAACUUACUUCCCCUUUGUUACGAAAGAGAAAUAACAGAUUUGGUUUUCUUCUUCAAGGCACUUCAUGGAAAUAUUGAUCUCGAUGUGCGUACCUUCGUUUCGUUUGUGAACAAUGAUCGGACAAGGCUCAGCCAAAAUCCUACGCUCACUCUCAAAACUCCAUACUGCAAGUCAAGUACUUUCCAAGCAUCCUACUUCAACCGCAUUGUUAAAAUAUGGAACUACGCCUGUAAAAUUCUUCCUCCAACCAGUUUCGCCAGCCUUUCUUCUUUUAAAAGAAACAUUAAGGACACGUACAAACACUGUUUAGACGCAAAAUUUGACAUUGACAUGUCAUGCACGUGGACAUUGGUGCCUGAUUGCUGUUGCCACAAUUUCUAAUUUAAAUACUGUACUGUUUAUUUCUUGUCAGUCUUUGAACAUUGACAUUGUAAUGUAGAGUCUGUUAUAUGUUGUAUUGUGACGUGCUUUAAUUUGGCCGUUUGGGUCUUCUACAAAUUGCAUGUGCUUAUGUUGUCAUGUAGUUGAGGUUUUGAUUGUCAGUUGUUGUAUUUGUUCUUGUGAGUGUUUGUCAUAUCGUGUUUAGACUUUUAAUAGUAGAUUUUGUAGAAUACUCAAUAAAAUCAAUAAAUUUAAAAUUUAAAUUUAAAUUUAAAUCUUCGUGUCGGCAUCGUUUUAAAUCAAAUUUUUAAGUCAUCUUGGUCGACUCCUGUAUAAAGCCUUUUCUGUUCAUAUGAAACAUCAAACCGUCGCAAAACUUACCCUGUCCCAAACAAUCAAGCUUCUGUAAGAACUUGAAAAUUACUCGAGAACGACAACAGAGAAAGCGUUGUCACAUAUCAAUGAUGGCAGCAGUAGAAAAAGUCAACCAAGCGGCGCUCGUGGAACAAUUUCUACCCAGACAAAGGUUUAGGUCACCAUGAUCUUAAAUGGGCUGAAACGUUUAGAGGAGUUAGUCAACGAACAAAGUGGCGGAAAUUCACUUUUUUCGGUGUGGAGGGGGGCAUCCCUUCUAAAUUUCCGACAAAACCUUCAAAUUUCCGAACCCCCUCAUUUGCACUCGAAAAGACUACUUUUAGCCCUCUUUUAGAUCAAAAUUUCCUAAAAUUCGUCAAUUUUUCGUAAAGAUGGGCGGGGGGGGGGAGGGGGGCGGUCGCCACCCCACCCCGCCGAGAUUAACGCCACUGAACGAACAUAACCCAAACUAUAUUAUUGACCUACACUCUUGUCUGACAGUUCCGGUUGAAAACCUAAACUCGAUAGGCACUUCAAGGACCAGUUUCCUACCGCUUUGCAGUAGGCACGGAAUCUGGCGAACACCUUAUACGAAAGCAUUAAGUGUGUGAUAGUCUGGAGUACCUACUACUACACCCACAGUAUUAAUCAAAUUAUCCUGUGCUGCGCCAGAACACUCCAUUAAAUGUCAUUCCCAAACUAGACCAUCUCAAGGCUCAGAGGCAAUGGACCUUUAACCUUAUAAUAACUAAAAUUUUGAUUUAGACAAGUUUAGACAAAAAUUUCAUCCCAGCUUGAAAGAGCAUCACAGAAUUAGUAAUAUUCCGAAGUUUCGUUGCGAAAUGUUGUAAAAUGUGGAUAAUAUAGCCCUGCAAAGUUUGCAAUUUUCAGUCAUUUUAGAUUACAAAGGGGAAAUUGAAAUAUUACCCCAACACCCGAUUUGGGUAAAGUCUCGUUUGACAGCCGGUUAUAUCUGUUACAUCUGCUUCAACCACAACGUCACACGAAAAAGACGAUGAAGUUGAGGUAAGAGUUGAAGAAGACGAGGAAGUCGAGGAAGAGUACGACGCAGACGAUUCAGAUUCCGAUCAUGCUACGCUUGACAGUGGCGAAAGUGAUUCACUGGACAGUUUAACGUUUCUUCGGGUCGUCACUACACGUAGUGGACGCACGGUACAAGUUGUCUAUCGAAUGACGAAAGUGACAAAUGUUGAUGUAG
Molecule: messenger RNA, 4639 nt
Organism: Paramuricea clavata
Lineage: Eukaryota; Metazoa; Cnidaria; Anthozoa; Malacalcyonacea; Plexauridae
Source: the annotation of a GenBank genome assembly